GUUUCCGGCAGGCCCCGGCUGCUGAAAGCCGGGGCAGACGUGCUGCUCCCGGUCCGGGUUCUUGUCCCGGUCCCGCCCAGGCGGCGACUGUGGUUUGAGAAAGGAGGUGUCGGACGCGCUGGCCCACCGCCGCUGUACACUGCAGCCUUAUCUCAGCUCAAAAUGAACUAUAUGCCUGGCACCGCCAGCCUCAUAGAGGACAUCGACAAAAAGCAUUUGGUCCUGCUUCGAGAUGGAAGGACGCUCAUAGGUUUUUUAAGAAGCAUUGAUCAAUUUGCUAAUUUAGUGCUACAUCAGACUGUGGAGCGUAUUCAUGUGGGCAAAAAAUACGGUGAUAUUCCUCGAGGGAUUUUUGUUGUCAGAGGAGAAAAUGUUGUCCUACUAGGAGAAAUAGACUUGGAAAAGGAGAGUGACACACCCCUCCAGCAAGUGUCUAUUGAAGAAAUCCUAGAAGAACAAAGGGUAGAACAGCAGACCAAGCUGGAAGCCGAGAAGCUGAAAGUUCAAGCUCUGAAGGAUCGGGGUCUCUCCAUUCCUCGGGCAGAUACUCUUGAUGAGUAUUAAGUCACCUGCUCAGAGGCCAUUGCUCUUGGGGAGCAGGGGCUGUCACCAAAUGAAAGUGACAUCUGGUCACCUCACACAUUUGACUAGAGACUAGAGUUUUGAAAAAUUCUUUUUAUUUUGAAUUCUUUCACAUGUACAACAUGAAGAAAACACGUGGCUUUUUUUUUUUUUCCUUUUUAAUGACAAAAAUCAUUGUUUAAAAAAAAAUCAGUGGCAAGGACUCCUUUCACACACCACUGUGGAGCAGGCAACUACUUCUUUAUAUUGCUCUUCGUGUCCCCAAUUAGCGUUCACAGAAGACAUUCUUCAUUUACUUGUAAAUAAAAUAAAAGUCUCAAAACUUGUGUUAUUUCCUAA
Neogale vison (American mink) is the source of this 921-nucleotide messenger RNA. It is a transcript of the gene LSM1, whose product is annotated as LSM1 homolog, mRNA degradation associated. Gene Ontology annotation, molecular function: RNA cap binding. The record is from RefSeq and is a predicted model, not a curated record. Bases 163 to 564 code for a protein of 133 amino acids. The transcript has 4 exons. Gene Ontology annotation, biological process: deadenylation-dependent decapping of nuclear-transcribed mRNA. Gene Ontology annotation, cellular component: P-body; Lsm1-7-Pat1 complex. NCBI's taxonomy places the organism in Eukaryota, Metazoa, Chordata, Mammalia, Carnivora, Mustelidae.